AGUUUGGCUCAUGUUUUUCCUUUGGUUUUUUAAGAGUAUCGUAUAGAGAAAAAAUUCAAUUAUCUGUGUCUUAACCUCAGAACCAACCGGAAGCUGGCUUAUAGAGGAUUUUUUUCUCAUCUUUUCCGAUCCGGGCCCUACACUACGUCCAACCAUGAAAAGAAAAGAGUCACAACAACAAGCGAGGACCGGAGGAGACGAAUCUAAUCUGUAUACGAAAACCUGACUGCCGUCAACCCUCGGUGUGCUAGCCACCUAAAAAAAAGAUGGAAACUUUCUCCAGAAAUGUGCUGUAUAAAUAUGGACCGUCUUUUAACAACCACCACCACGCGAGAUAAACGCUCAUCCACACACUCACGAUAAUCACAAUCUUAAUAUGUAUGCCCACUUUGAGUUAUCUUAACGAGUCUUGAUAAGUCUUCGUAAAAGUGAACGGGGAAAUGAGGAGACGUCGCGCUUUCAUGGUCACCAUGUUUUCUACACAUUUUUGUACGUACUGAAUAAUACUUUGUAAAAAAGUAUGCUUGCUUGGAUUAGCAUAAAUUAGAUUAUUGAGAGCAAGAUCAUGGUAGUUCGUCACCUCUUUUUCACAUAUGGCGACCCAGUCAAACGGCAAUCGUUACAUUUGUCACCUCAAGUUGUACGUAAACAGCGUUUGUAUGUAUGUAGUUGGAUUCAAUUAUUAAAUCAUAAGUAAAUGUUUGUUAUAUGCAGGAUAUCAUAUUUAGUUACGUAACAUCAUUUCAGCAAGACUGGAACCAUUUCAUAAUGUCGAUUGUUGUUGCCCAACUUCACCCCCAUGUCCUGAAGCCGGAAGGAUGACAACUAUCAUAAUGAACGCGUGCUUUUGCACUGCACCGGCACAACCCAUGCAUAAUAUCCAUCCACUCGACUUUCUCUCACCCACACACACACAAUUACUUACAGUCUCAUCGUGUGUUCUCCUCCUGCUACUUAUUUUAGCAGAUGAACUGCAACUCUUGUUCCGUGGGCCCUGCAGACUUGGUUGGCUGUGGAGAUACGUCCUUUCUAGGUACGUACUUUCAUAUGAGGACGCAGAGUGAGGACGGCGAGGCUCUCACCUGCUCAACAACUCUCAACUUUCUCCAUCCUCCGCUCUCUCCGUGCUUAAGUUUGAUCUGCUAAAACGAGGAGAGUGAGACGACUCUGGUUGAGAUUCUCAUCCCCAAACCUCAGUCAUCAUCAGUCUGGAACACACCACUUUUACAGUCUGCUUAUCAUAAUGUGUCGCGGGUUAUCAACAAAUUUCAACAAUUGUAAAUUGAAAUACUACAUCUCACUCAAUAGUUAGUGUCUCACUCAGUUGUUCUACAUAAUUGUAACGGGGGUUGUAAAGUAGUCGUCCCGGCUUAUACGUUUUGCUGAAGGAUGAAAAUCUUGAUCUGUGCUCACCUUACGUUUUUAUAUUUUUUGUGGGUUGACGACAUGGCCGUGGCGACACAGGGAGGCGGAGAAGGGAGUAAUGAUCUCCUGUUCAAAAACAUUACUCAAAUAUUGGACUUAUUACUUAAGGAUUACGACAACUCGCAGCAUCCCAACUAUCAAGAGGGGAGACCGACCACAAUUAGGACAAAUAUUCUUAUAAAGUCGAUGGGGCCUAUUUCAGAGCUAGAUAUGGACUACUCAAUGGAUUGUUACUUUCGUCAGUCGUGGCGUGACCCUCGGCUCAGUUUUCGUGGUCCAGUGGACAAGCUGAGCCUGAACAUUAAGAUGUUGGAGAGGCUCUGGCGACCAGAUACUUACUUUCACAAUGGGAAGAACUCGUACGUGCAUACCAUCACCGUUCCUAACAAGCUGCUCCGCAUAAGUCAGGAAGGAGACAUUCUUUACUCCAUGAGGUUGACCAUUAAGGCGAAAUGUCCAAUGUGCUUGAGGAACUUUCCAAUGGACACGCAAUCUUGUCCUCUAAUUAUUGGCAGUUAUGCCUACACUUCUCAGCAUAUUGUUUACCACUGGGACAAGUCAGGGGUUGCAUUUGUCGCUGGGAUGACGCUGUCCCAAUUUGACCUGACUAGUUCUCCAUAUCAAAAUCUAACUCUGAUCAGGAAAGAGGGAAAGACCAAUUUACCUCCGGGGUUGUAUUCCGUGCUUCAAGUAAACUUCAACCUGGAACGACAUGCAGGAUACUUUUUGAUACAAGUGUAUGUCCCCUGUGUCCUGAUUGUGGUCCUUUCCUGGGUAUCAUUUUGGAUCAACAGGGAAGCCACAAGUGACCGGGUGGGACUGGGAAUCACAGCCGUUCUGACCCUCUCAACAAUCUCUCUCGACUCGCGAACUGAUUUACCCAAAGUUCAUUACGCAACUGCCUUGGACUGGUUUCUGCUGGCAUGCUUUGGAUAUUGUAUGGCCACAUUGUUGGAGUUUUCGGGAGUUCAUUACUUCACAAAGAUUGGAAGCGGGGAGACGUUGGGGUUGGACGAGGAGGACGAAUGGGACGUCGAUGAAGACGACGAUGAAGAGUGGACCAUAUCUCACAAGGUGCCAGAGGUCAACUGUUCGGUCGUUUACAAUGUUCAGGAAUCCGUGCAAGAUGGACACUUUGGGUGGCGGGGAAAUCCCAUCGAAGUGUACGAGACGACACCCUCGAAAAGCAUGGAGUCAAAGGAAACUCAAACGGAGAGGAAAAUGUCCUGUUUCCGGCAAUUUCUUCGCUGUGUGGUUGCUGAUCUCGAAUUCCGCAGGGAAAGAAUGAGAGCCUCGAUUGCCGAAAGCUCAACAAACUCAGUGUCCAAAAUUGACCGGAUUUCUAGGGUCUUGUUCCCAGUUUCUUUCACAAUGUUGAACAUUUUCUACUGGGUGAUGUACUACCACAUUAGUGACGAGUGUCCGAGAAAUAGGGCAAAUUUUGAUUCGAGGCUGUGACAACUUUUUCAUUUGUUACGUAUAUCUUUUAAUAAAACAAAAUCAAAAUUCGAGUGGAUGGAAAUGCUUAAUAAUUAUAGUGUGUUUAAAUCCUUAUUAAAUUUGUAACGUUAAUUGCACUCUUACAAAUAUGUAAAUAUAACAUCGGAAGAUAAUUACAACUGUGUUACGCAAGUUUGCUCUGUAAACCAUGAUUUAUUUUGUGGACAAUUAAUUUACAAAGAAUUAUAACUGCUUUGCCGUUGUUUCAAUAUGAUUGGGAACAUUCUAAAUUUAAAGCAUUGUAACAAUUGUCAAUUAAAUAAGAGUUCAAUAAAAUAUUUGUAAAUCAAUGAAAUCCAUUUGUAAAUA
This is a messenger RNA of Folsomia candida, 3234 nucleotides long. Its product is annotated as gamma-aminobutyric acid receptor alpha-like. The record is from RefSeq and is a predicted model, not a curated record. Gene Ontology annotation, biological process: monoatomic ion transmembrane transport; nervous system process; regulation of membrane potential. NCBI's taxonomy places the organism in Eukaryota, Metazoa, Arthropoda, Collembola, Entomobryomorpha, Isotomidae. Gene Ontology annotation, molecular function: GABA-A receptor activity; neurotransmitter receptor activity; extracellular ligand-gated monoatomic ion channel activity. The coding region runs from base 1390 to 2883 and encodes 497 amino acids. Gene Ontology annotation, cellular component: neuron projection; membrane; synapse. The transcript is spliced from 14 exons.